GGCCUUAGUUCUGGGACCCCUGCAAUACAGCAUUAAACAUUAAAAACUUCCCCAAACAGGGCUGCCUUCAGAUGUCUUCUAAAAGUAAAAUAGUUCUUUAUCUCCUUGACAUCUGAUGAGAGGGCAUUCCACAGGGAGGGUGCCACCACCGAGAAGGCCCUCUGCCUGGCUCCCUGAAACCUCACUUCUGGCAGUGAGGGAACCACCAGAAGGCCCUUGGAGCUGGACCUCCCAUGUCUGGGCUAAAUGAUGGGGGGGGGGGACACACGCCCUCUGCAUGAUCUAAAAGCCUCACGUUCAGAAGCCUUUCCUCCUAUGGAAAGCAACGAGGCGCUUCCUCUCUGCACCUAGGGCUUGUGUGCGUGCGAUGCAGCUGGGGUGGCUCUGCUGCGAAGCUUCUUCCUCCUGGCCCACAGGAAAUGGAACAAGUUUGGUGCAGUUAAAAACAGGAACUUGUUGGGGCUCAGCUUUGCAGCCGAAACCGGGGUCGAAGUCGGCACAGAGGAGCAAUCGCCAAGGGCUUCGGAAGUCAGCUUUCAGAACCAAGAUGUGGAAGGCCGUGGCGGGACACAAUGUGUCCGUGAAGGUGGAGCCCCAAGGAGACGACUGGGACACAGACCCGGAUUUUGUGAAUGACAUCUCGGAGAAAGAGCAGAGGUGGGGGGCGAAAACCAUCGAGGGCUCCGGCCGCGGAGAGCACAUCAACAUCCACAAGCUGAGGAGCAAAGUGUCCGAGGAACAUGAAGUUCUCAAGAAGAAGGAGUUGGAGGCAGCACCCAAGGCGUCCUACGGUUACGGGGGCAAGUUUGGCACGGAGAAGGACCGCAUGGACAAGAGUGCUCUGGGCCAUGAGUAUGUUGCUGAAGUGGGAAUGCACUCAUCUCAGACAGAUGGAGCCAAAGGCUUCGGAGGAAAGUACGGGGUGCAGAGGGACCGAGCAGACAAGUCGGCUCUCGGUUUUGAGUACAAGGGUGAAGUUGAGAUGCACACCUCCCAGAAAGAUUACUCCAUUGGCUUUGGGGGCAAGUACGGUGUGGAAAAGGACCGCCAAGACAAAUCUGCCCUGAGCUGGUCGCACAAAGAGGAAUCGAAACCCCACGAGUCCCAGACAGAUCACGCCGUUGGCUUUGGGGGCAAGUACGGGGUGCAAAAAGACCGCCAAGACAAGUCUGCCCUGAGCUGGUCACACAAGGAGGAAUCGAAACCCCACGAGUCCCAGACAGAUCAUGCCAAGGGAUUUGGGGGCCGCUAUGGGGUGCAGAAGGACCGGGUGGACAAGAGCGCUGCUGGUUUCAACGAGAUGGAAGCUCCAACUUCCUCGUAUGAGAAGACAAUGCCUGUGGAGGCCGCUUCUGCUGGAGCAGGGAACCUGAGGCAGCGGUUCGAGAGCAUGGCCAAGUCAGCCGAGGAAGAUAACCGGAAGAGGGCAGAGGAGGAGCGAGCGCGUCGGCAGGCCCGGGAGAAGCAGGAGCGCCAGGCAGCCCAGAAGCAGUUGCAGGAGCAGGAGGAGCAAGGCCAACAGGAGCAGGAGGAAACCCAGAGAAGUGAGGAGCCAAGGAGCAAGGCUCCAGCCCCAAGACUCUUGCCAGGGCCCAUGAAAAUGGACAGAGAGGUCCUUGGCUUGCCCCCUGUGCCACCGCCAGCCCCUGAGCACCAGGCGGCGCCAGAAGAGGAAGAGGAACGCCCUCCAGAUCUUCCUCCACGGAGCCUGCCCUGGGACGAGGGCGUUGCAGAGCCCCCCAAGCCGACUUACAUGCCGCCGCCGCCGCCGCAACCUGUAGACACGCAAAGCCAGGACUACGGCGGUGACUAUGAGGAAGUUGGGGGGCCCUUUGACCGCCAGGAGCCGCCCAGCUUGGAUGAGGAUUACGCCGACGGUGGGGACUACGAGGAGAUGCCGGGCGGCCUUGAUGGGGACGAAAGCAUCUACGACAAUGCUCUGGAUGCUGACCAGGAAGACUACGAGGUGAUCCCGGAUCAGGUCCUCAGCAACCGCGGGGGAGCGCCCUCGGCAGGAGCGAGCCAGUCAGGGCUGUGUGCUCGGGCCCUCUACGAUUACCAGGGAGAGGGGGAUGAUGAGAUUUCCUUUGACCCUGGAGACACCAUCACGGACAUCGAGCAGGUGGACGAGGGCUGGUGGCGUGGAUCCUGCCAAGGCCGGCAUGGCCUCUUCCCAGCCAAUUACGUGGAGCUGCUUCCGUGAUGCUCUCCGUUGUAAUGUGGAAACUCUGUGUGCCCCAACCCCUCUGUGCCCACAACCCGGCUUCCUUCUGUUUCACACCGAUAGGCUCCAAUCCAGCCCCGGAGUGGAGAAGAGCUUGGCUUUCCCCUCGCAUGCAUCUCCCAAUUCAGUGAGAGAGAGAAAUUUGCUUUUCCUUCCGAGUACAGUUUCUGAAUUUGCUCAGGCUGCCUCUGGGCUUGAUGUUUCCUUCCUGUUCUUUCUUUCUGAGGGAACCGCAGCUGCCUAAUUCAGCUCUCCACAAAAUCAUAGGACUGCAGAGCUGGAAGGGACCCUGCGGGUCAUCUAGUCUGACCCCCUGCAGUGCAGGAAUCACAGCUACAUAAUCUCUGUUUGAAAACCUCCAGCAAAGGAAACCCCACCUCUAGAUCGCUCGAAGCAAUACAAUGAUGCACAAAUCAGAAACGCAGUUGGAAGUUUGAAAAUUCCGGGAAGGAGGCAGUGAAGUUCAAGGGGUAGAGUGGGUGUGCAAAACACAAGCUCAGCUGCCUUGCUCUGGGCAACCUCAGAUGCUGCAUCGCUGGAUCACACACACACACACACGCCUUGUAACGUAGGUAGAGGGUGUGGGAAUGUUAGGGAUGUGGAUUAGGAUAUAUUAUUAGAUAAAUCCUAUCCAAGCUUGUGUUAGCAAGCUUCCAAUAUCAGCAGAGUGACAUUCCCCUUUUGUGCGCAGCAAAGCGAGUGCGUUCAGGUUUGCUAAAACCUGUAAAAUAUUAUGCUUCCUGGCAAAGUCCCCUUUGUCCCUCUUAAAAGAAAUACACAACACAGUGUUUAUAAAAUAAGAUAGUGUUUACUUACAGUUUCAUCCUGAGUUAACAGCAUAAUCUCAGAAAGGCAGGCUUACGUAGAAAAGUUACAGAUAUAUACAUGUGGAGACUACUUAGUAAAGUAAGGCUCCAUCUGGUCUCUCUCUUGGCUGCAGGCCAAGAGGGAGAACCAUCCUAUCUGGAGAUUCUCUGGAGAUGUGUUCCCAUCGAAGGAGAAAAGGCUAAGAGAGAGAAUGGCUGCUGGCUAGGGGCUUUUGUCCCAGCUAAUCCAUCUCAUCUGCAUAUCUGGAGGAACAAGAACUUAGUCAGGUGUCCCUCCAGGUGAGUUCCUGUUAGUGGACACUCUAGGAACUGUUGUGACUUGUCUGUCCCAGUGUUCCAUCCCACAGAGGGGAAUCCCUGCUUCUUUUUUGUGUUGCUCAUCUUGCAAUGCUCUGCCAGGGGGAAAACAUGCAUGACUCAUCAUACAUGGUGUGCAUAAAAGGAUAAAAAAGAGAAUAAAGUCAUUUAUAUCAACUCAAAACUCUUGCAUGUGGUGGAUAGCAUAUGUCAGCCUUCUGCAGCUCUGCAGCCGUUUUGGACUAUAGUUCCCUCAGCCCCAUGCGGCUGCGAUGGCUGGUGCUAAAGGGAGCUGUGGUUCAGAGCAUCUGGAGGGCGCCAGGUUGAGGAAGGCAGUGUUCUGAGUUGGUGCCUCUCCAUUUCAAAAGAGUCCUCAGGGUUCCUAAGAAUACUCCCCCACAUUGAUCCCUCAGCUAUUAAAAAUGAAGUGAGACUUGUGAAGCUUUCACCACUCCUCUUUCUGAAGGUCUCACAAUCCCCACCCGGCUGUGGGCAGAUGCUUUUGGGUGGCCCUAAAACCUCCGUUAAUUUUAGGGCAUUGUUCACUUGCAACAGGCUUCCAGCAGCACAUAUUGGAAGACUCGCCAGCUUGCAGGAAGGCAAUUUUCUGACUCCAUUAAACACACGAACACAUUGUCACCACGCCUCCCCUGCGGUCUCAGGGCCAGAAACGAGAUCUGGGGCAACCGAGUCAGAUGGGCAGGGAAUAAAUAAUGAUCUUCAUCACCACCUCAUCAUAAAAGCCAAGCCAACGAACCAAAUCAAAGAUCACAGACACACCAUACAUUUAAAGUGCAUGGCUUGCCUCAAGGAAUCCUGU
This is a messenger RNA of Zootoca vivipara (common lizard), 4168 nucleotides long. RefSeq names its product hematopoietic cell-specific Lyn substrate 1 (gene HCLS1). Gene Ontology annotation, molecular function: actin filament binding. Gene Ontology annotation, biological process: regulation of actin filament polymerization; cell migration. The record is from RefSeq and is a predicted model, not a curated record. NCBI's taxonomy places the organism in Eukaryota, Metazoa, Chordata, Lepidosauria, Squamata, Lacertidae. Gene Ontology annotation, cellular component: plasma membrane; cortical actin cytoskeleton; site of polarized growth.